Salvelinus fontinalis (brook trout) is the source of this 4131-nucleotide messenger RNA. RefSeq names its product ectonucleotide pyrophosphatase/phosphodiesterase 1 (gene enpp1). Lineage: Eukaryota; Metazoa; Chordata; Actinopteri; Salmoniformes; Salmonidae. Gene Ontology annotation, molecular function: dinucleotide phosphatase activity; nucleic acid binding; metal ion binding. The transcript is spliced from 25 exons. Bases 328 to 2988 code for a protein of 886 amino acids. Gene Ontology annotation, cellular component: cell surface. Gene Ontology annotation, biological process: nucleoside triphosphate catabolic process; inorganic diphosphate transport; regulation of bone mineralization. The record is from RefSeq and is a predicted model, not a curated record.
CAACUCUAGCUCUCCAUACCUAUUGUGGCGUCUAUUUUCGAUGUUUCCUCUGCCAUGCGUGAGGGUGGUGUGGCAGGACUUGGCCGCGGUAGUCUUGUAAUUUACUUUUUAAUGGUACUACUCCAAUACUAUACUUCACCCUGACUCAUCUGGCUGCACAUGUUGUAUAAGGAUUAGGCUACAACGCUAACUUCGAGACAUCAACACAAAAAGAAGGCGGUUCUUCAUUGAGCCCUACAAAAUCCAAAGGCAAAAGAGACCAGACUAUUUUCUCUCAAGUCUGCAAAACCUUUCUGUUACAAACUCCAGGGAAAAACUUUAUGCAGAAUGGAAAUAUCCAAAGCAGAUGACCUUUCGACUGAGCAGGCUGCCAAUUUACUAGGUUCACCUGGUCGAGACAAUCAGAUGAGACAGAGUGGACAGGUCCAUAAAAAGAGGUCAAAGAACCGCAUGGUCAUCGUUGCGGUACUGUUGCUCUGCUUGCUGAUGAUCACUGUCAUCGUGGUCGUAUUUGCCUUGAAGCAGCGCUGCGACGUUAAAGUGACGAGCUGUAAAAACAGGUGUGUGACGGGCAGCAGGGACAAGUCUGCAUCGUGCCACUGUGACCUGUCCUGUGAGAAAGAGGGAAACUGCUGUCUGGAUUACACUGAGGUGUGCGUGGAGCCUGGUCAGCGCUGGACCUGUUCCAUAUUCCGCUGUGGUGAGGAGAGGUUGGCCAAUGGCCUGUGCUCCUGCUCAGAUGACUGUGUGAACUCAGGGGACUGCUGUGCAAAUUACUACAGCUCCUGCAAAGUGGGAGUGAAGUCUUGGAUAGAAGAGGAGUGUGAGGACAUUCAAACACCACAAUGUCCUGCCGGUUUUUCCAAACCCCCUCUGAUCCUGGUGUCUAUGGAUGGCUUCCGGGCAGGUUAUUUAAAGGCCUAUGGCAGUCUUCUUCCAGUCAUCAGCAAAUUACGCAACUGUGGCACUUCUACCUCGUACAUGAGACCUGUCUACCCUACCAAGACCUUCCCCAACCACUACACCAUUGUGACUGGCCUCUAUCCAGAGUCCCAUGGGAUCGUGGACAACAAGAUGUAUGACGUGACCCGCAACGCAUCCUUCAGUUUGAAAAUUCCCGAAAAAUACAAUGCCAAAUGGUACCAAGGAGAACCAGUUUGGUUCACUGCCAUGGACAAUAACCUGAAGUCAGCCACAUUCUUCUGGCCGGGCUCUGAUGUGGCAGUCAAUGGAAGAUUACCUGACUUCUAUAAGAAGUAUGACAGGAACAUCCAAUUUGAGGAGAGAAUCACAACCAUAUUUCAAUGGCUGAACUUGCCUCAAGGGGAAAGGCCAGAUUUUUACACUCUGUACAUGGAGGAACCAGACGCUGCCGGCCACCGAUACGGACCAAUGAGCAGCCAGGUGAUUGAGGCCCUGCUAAACGUGGACAGGUUGUUAGGACUUCUAAUGGACGGCUUGAAACAGAAGAACCUUCACCGCUGUGUCAACCUGGUGCUUCUGUCUGACCACGGAAUGGAGGAAGCUUCCUGCAAAAAGGCUGCAUUUGUAAACUCGUACCAGGACAACAUUGACGACUUCACUGUCAUCCAAGGCCCUGCCGCGCGAAUCCGACCUAAGAACCUCCCAGAAGACUUCUUCUCCUUCGACUAUGAAGGCCUGGUGAAGAAUCUGUCGUGCAGGAGCCCUGACCAGCCCAUGAGGCCCUACCUCAAAGAGCACCUCCCCAAACGGAUGCACUUUGCUAACAACGUGCGCAUUGAGAAGGCCCAUCUCUACAUGAAGCCUGGCUGGCAAGCAGCUCUACGACCUGAGGAAGUCAAGUACUGCACUGGUGGAUUCCACGGCUCGGAUAACAUCUUCAAAAACAUGCAGGCCAUUUUUAUCAGUUAUGGACCAGGGCUGAAAUACAAGACCCAAGUUGCACCUUUUGAAAACAUUGAAGUCUACAACCUCCUGUGUGAUUUGUUGGACGUUCCCCCUGCUCCUAACAACGGGACCCAUGGGAGUCUGAACCACCUCCUGAAGAACCCUCCUCACCGCCCCGUGUACCCAGCUGAGCUCUCCUCUAACUCCACCUGUGUGGCCAGUGGCCUUGCCCCCUCUGACCACCUGGGCUGCAGCUGCAGCACCCGCACCAAAGCAGCGGAGAAGAUUAUGAACAGGCAACUCAUCAAAGACAUUUCCAAUUCCGGAACCAAGGCUCUUCACCUACCAUAUGGAAUCCCUCGAGUUCUCCAGGAGAAUUCAGAGUACUGUGUCCUGCACCAUGCCGACUACAUCAACGGUUACAGCAAAGAUACUCUCAUGCCCUUAUGGGUCGCCUACACAAUUAACCCACUGAACAAUGUCCAGCCACUGAGUCCAGUAGCGGAGGCCUGUGUCCGUGCAGACGUCCGUGUGGCGCCGCUCUUCAGCCAGAACUGUGUCAGAUACAAGGACAACCCUGCGCUGUCCUACGGCCUGCUGCAUCCACCCAAUCUGGGUGCCAAUGGAACAGAGGCAGAGUCACUACUCACCAGCAACAUUGCGCCCAUGUACCCUGCUUUUAAAGAUGUUUGGACGUACUUCCAUGACGUCCUCCUGGUGAAAUAUUCCCAGCAGCUGAAUGGGGUCAACGUUAUGAGUGGACCUAUCUUUGACCAGCACUACGACGGACACUUUGACACUCCUACAGUUAGCGCACCACAACACGAGGCUCCCAUCCCCACUCACUUCUAUGUGAUCCUGACCAGCUGUGGGAACUCUUCCUUCUCCCCUGCUGACUGCCAGGGUCCCCUGGAGACCACCUCCUUCACCCUCCCCCAUAGACCAGACCACACUGAGACCUGUGCUAAUGGCUCAGACUUCCAAUGGGUCCAGGAGUGGGCCCAGUUCCAUGCUUCCCGGGUCCGAGACAUAGAGCUCCUGACUGGACUCAGCUUCUACCACAACAGGAUAUCAGUGGAGGAAACGCUACAGCUCAAGACAUUUUUACAGACUUUUUAAGAUCCCAAUAAGUUGCCUCCGGCGGGUUUUAGUACCGUAUUUUAUUUUAUUAUCGCUGUAAGGUCUUAUUACACAUAUGCAAGUAAAAAGUCCAGGGCUAAAUGUGUAGCCCUGGAUCCCAUUAAAUUAAAAAAAGGUGUAACAGUUAUAUUUAAGUGCAUAAAGAUUUUUUUUAAAGCUGUUCUGUUUAAGUGAGAAACUGCCUGAAAGUCGCUUGAACCUCAAUCCCUCAGAAUUUAAACCAGAAAGGCAUACACUGAAAGAAGCCAUGUUAUGAGACAUAAUAUAAUAGACCGUUGUCUGUUUGGACUUGAGCCAGAACACUGAACCAAAGAAGUCAUCAGACCCCUUCCCUUUUACCUAAUAUUCUUGUUACAGCCUUAUUCUAAAAUUGAUUAAAUAAAACAUCAAUCUACACACAAUACCCCAUAAUGACAAAUAAAUAAAAAACGUUACAGAAAAUCUGAAAUAUGACAUUUACAUAAGUACUCAGACCCUUUGUUAUGAAACUUGAAAUUGAGGUCAGGUGCAUCCUGUUUCCAUUGAUCAUCCUUGAGAUGUUUCUACAACUUGAUUGGAGUCCACCUGUUGUAAUUCAAUUGAUUGGACAUGAUUUGGAAAGGCACACACCUGUCUAUAUAAGGUCCCACUUGAACCCAACCGAACAUCUGGAGAGACCUGAAAAUAACUGUGCAGUGACGCUCCACAUCCAACCUGACAGAGUUUGAGAGGAUCUGCAGAGAAGAAUGGGAGAAACUCUCCAAAUACGGGUGUGCCAAGCUUGUAGCGUCAUACCCAAGAAGACUCGAGGCUGUAAACGCUGCCAAAGGUGCUUCAACAAAGUACUGAGUUAAGGGUCUGAAUACUUAUGUAACUGAUUUCCUUUUUUUUUUUAUUAACAUUGGCAUGGAUGCUCAAAAAAAAGUGUUUGGUCUACAAGAACAAAUAACAGGAAAACCAUACAUUCCACACACAUGUUCAUGGUUGCACUUGACAAAUGUUGUCAUUGUAUGUUUCACUAGAUAGUGUUUUUAUUUUGUUAAUAUCAAUGUUUUUAUAUAUUGAGUGUGUUUAUUUUUAUUGCUCUGUAAAUUAAAGGUUGUGAAGCUGAUGUGGGGAAUUGGGAUUAAAUUCUUGACAGGA